UAGGGGUACAAAAUCGUACCAACUGCUCAACAACAUAGAUUUUUUUUUUUUAAAUGACAGAUAUUCAAACAACAUCUUCAAGUAAUAUCUUCUCGUUGAUGCAUUUCUUUCCAAAAUCCCACCAAAUUCUCAGUUGGUCUCUUGUGAGAUCUCUUUUGUUUUUGAAGGAAAACUGAAAUUAUGUCAUUCCAUAUUCUACUAUUUAGUGUUUUUUUUGUACAACGUUUUACUAAAUUGUCUUGCCAUUAGGGUUUUAUCCGAUUUCUCAGUGGCAUCAUCACAAAAUUAAAGUGAGUGGGUUUUUUGUGUUUGUUUUUAAACAAUUUCGGAGCAAAUGCUCACGAGAUUAGGCUCUUUUCCCAGAUUUUUCUCAUACACCUUUUAGUUUACAAAACAAAAUCAGUUGAGAUUUUUGACGCUAUCCUUAUCCGGCUAAAAGAUCUCCUUUGUAAAUGUACACAAACAUAAUUCCGUCACCAUGUUUUAAAAGACUGUCGUCAUACUAAUCCCAUGCAGUGAUGAGUUAUUCUCAACUGCAGAUGGCUGCGGUCCAGGACGUCCCUGAGAUAGUAGCAUCCGACGUCACUCACUCUCUGACCUUGUUACACGGUGUGUGUAACCAUGGCAAUUCAGUGUUCCUGAUGUUCCUAGUCGUCUGGUCGGCCAUGCGUGCGCGUCAUCACAGCUCUGGCAUCGUCUGCUCCGCGCGUCAUUACCUCGCCGGCCUGAGCCCGGUUAGGUUGACAGGCAAAUUGCCGGUGUCGGAUUUUCCUCCGCUGACGUCCGAAAACGAUUUACUCUAACAGUGGGGAAUGCUGAAAUGUUUGCACACUGCGGAGUGGGUCAUUGUGUCUGUUCAGCCAUGGUGGCAUUUAUCCGCUCCUGAGUUAAGCAAGCGAAAUAUUUUGGCUGCAGUCCAGUGGGGCCAAGUGACGUGUGCACAAGAACCCUGACCUGGAACGUCUGUGAUGUACACACAAUUGGGUGUGCUGUGUUAUCACACUUGAUUCAUUUGACCCAACUGCACACCAGAGACAUGUGUUGUGCUCCUCAGCAGUCCAAACGUGACAUAGUGGUACCUUGAUUUAAGUUGACGAAAUGGACUUGUUUGUGAAUUCAGCUUUUCCCAUUGAAACAAAUUGAACGCAAUCAAAAAGUUUUACUGAACAGUGUUGGACUGUACAAAAACCCCUCUGUGAUAACAUUUGUUCUCCAGAUACCCUGCAAAUACGGAAUAUGCCAGCAGGAAACAAUACUGCACCUAAUAUUUUAUCUUUCCUUGUUUCCGUGUUCUUCUUUCUGGAAAGAUUAAUGUAAAGAUAUAAAUCUUUCGCCUGCAUUUUUUUCAAGUGCCUUAUUCUGAUUGUGAGUAGCAUAUUUCAUUUCAACUAGAAGGGAAGCGAUGAUAGAGACUUGAUGACAGAGUGUUCAUCAAAUGACAAAAGUGCAUCUCUAUUCACAAAUCAGUGCUGUGACUGUCACCAUGGUAACAAUCCAGUAGGUCGGCAGAACGGUCGCUACGAAAUUGAUGUCCUUAAGCCUCAGAAAUGGUCACACAUGCCAUCAUAGUGGACGUGACAAUACAGUAAUUGCAACUUGAACUACUUCAAUAUGUUCAUGUUAAAUUACAACCUAAUCACAUCUAAAUUUGCAUUUAUGUUGUGGUUUCUGUCUUAAUUUCUUAAACUCUAAAAACGUCAACUUGCAGCUAAUAUAGGGUUUUUGCACAAUUUUCUCCACAUUUCUUGAAAUUGUAUCAGAUUUGACACUAAUCAAGUACUUUUUGCAUAGGUUCUACUAAAUUGACCAAAAAAACCCCCAAAAAACAACUAUUUCCUGCGGUAUGCUUCCAGCUCGAGCCUUGUAGUCUGUAGCGCUUACUGUAACUUUGUGUGUGACUUCUUCUGCAGGAACCUUUGCAAAUGUGGUGAGAACAUUGAUAAUUCUCAAGCCAAGUCAAGCUUUAUUGUCAAAUAUGCUCUCUGUGCAACAUACAGCACAGAUGAAAUUACUUUUCCCCCUCAACCAUAGUGCAAACAUGCAGUGCAUUCAAACACACACAGCUACAAAUAAGGGCAGCAAAACUGACCUCAGGACUGUUUCCAACUCAUUUUGGAAUGUCACCACCGUCUAAAAAACAAACAAAAAAAAACACAUUAAUGGAAAGUGCAACAUUAUUACCAUUCUCAUAAUUUGAUAUUAAACUGAAAAAUCUAAAUUUCAUUUUCGCUGACAGGUCAAAUUUAACCUGCGGCCUCAAUGUACACAAACCUGUAGCGCACGUAAAAAAGAAGACAUUUUUAAGUACUGAGAUUUUUGUUGUAUUUUGAGACACUUUGAGUGAAAGACUGACAUUUAGUGUAUUUAUUAUUACUGUCCAAAUGUGAAAACGGGACCACACGAUGUGUAGAGAGAGAGAGAGAGAGAGAGAGAGAGAAAACGCACAUGGCACGUCUCAGGCGACAAGUGUUGACCGCCUGGGACAGCCUUCACCCUCCCACCGGCGACCGAAAGGGAGUCCGCCCUCCUCCUGGCUCUCAUCCAGACACAACAGCCGCCCGGGCGUCCUCGGGUCAUGGAUGGCGCGAAGUCUCAGCACGUCGGCGUGGAGGAGGCAGAGGACAGGUUCCGCGUCCUCGCCUAUGACACGGCGCUCAGCACGGUGGUGGCGGUGGCGGUGUACGUGGCGCUCAAAGCCGGGCUAGACGGCGUCCGCCGGUGGCGCGCCCGCAUCUCGGUACUCGUCGUGGGCUCGGGUCCCGUGGGGCUGACGGCCGCCCUGGUCGCUGUCCGCUCGGGGAAAGUGCUGCAGUUGACCGUGCUGGACGAGCGGAACCGGAGCGCGCUGCUCUGCCGGCCGCAGCAGAUCGCCCUGGACCCACGCAGCGUGGAUUUUCUGCUGGGACUCGGCGUGGACUUUGACAACAUGGAGGGAUGCUGGCAAGAGGAGCACUUCUUCACCAGGAUCGGCGUGUUCCAAGAGUACCUGCUCAGCAUCCUGGAGCAAAAAAAGCAGCAAGUGGACGUCAGGGUGCAGCUCGGCACCAAGUUCUCCCAGGAUUAUCUGCGGCGCAUCCCAGCCGAAGAGUGGCCACGUGUGAUCGUGGUGGCCGACGGUUCAUGCGGCGACUCCUGCUCCGUGCUGGGCCUCAGCUCCGACUACACGGUGGAGUCGUGCCACGCCUACGGAGCGAACGCCAGCAUCGAGAGGCUGGACCAGAGACAGGUGCCCACUCCGGAGAUCCGCGCCCACAGUCUCUACUUUGACCUGUCCGCAUAUGGCGUGGAAGCCCUGAGGGAGCACCGCAACCCCGCGGCCAAGCCCGGGUUCCACUUGAAGAUUUACGGCACCUUCAGGAACCGCUACAUGGCCCUUGCAUGUCCCGCCUCCGACGCCAGGAUGGUCCGCUUCCUCAGACACACGGCGAACUCCUCACUUAUGAAGAACAUCUUCCAUCAGUCUUUCAACGCGUACAAGACUGACAUUGAGCCACGGCUGAACGACGUGACGCUCUACCACAUGCAGUGCAGCCGUCGCCUCUUUGAGAUCCAGCUGUCGCACAGACGUGUCAGCGCCGCCUACAUCGAGGGGGACAAUGUCGCUGUCACCGUGGAGGGAGAGGCGGCCCGCGUCCUCAACUUUGACACGGGUACUCUAAAAAUAGUGUUAUUCUUUUGGUAGAAAUUAAUUUGACUUUCUGAAAAUCUUUUGCUGCUCAUGUCCAAGUGAAAUGUUGGUUUCUGGUAUGUGCGUCAUGUGAGGCCAACUCCUCAGUGUUUCAAUACUUUUUGUGCAACUUGUUUUGCUCUAUCAAGGAGCUGAACUGCAAAAUUCAGAACAGGCAUUUUAUCCAUGAAAAUCUCCAAGCCAUUCCUGUAACUCUUCCAGUUUCUUUGUUUCAACCUGUUGAUGAUGCUAUAAACUAACUGGCUCGAGGGAUUUUGAUGUAAUUUUAUUCAUAGAGAUUGUACACUCUAUACUAAAUCCUCUUUUCCCAUUGAAAUGAAUAGAAAUGUCGUCAUCUGUCCAAGCCUCAAAACAUUGAAGCAUGUUUAUUUUU
Hippocampus comes (tiger tail seahorse) is the source of this 4061-nucleotide messenger RNA. RefSeq lists its product as uncharacterized. The transcript has 5 exons. NCBI's taxonomy places the organism in Eukaryota, Metazoa, Chordata, Actinopteri, Syngnathiformes, Syngnathidae. The coding region runs from base 2576 to 3682 and encodes 368 amino acids. The record is from RefSeq and is a predicted model, not a curated record.